Toxotes jaculatrix (banded archerfish) is the source of this 1187-nucleotide messenger RNA. RefSeq names its product endonuclease G (gene endog). Gene Ontology annotation, biological process: apoptotic DNA fragmentation. The transcript is spliced from 6 exons. Gene Ontology annotation, molecular function: RNA endonuclease activity; single-stranded DNA endonuclease activity; nucleic acid binding. Lineage: Eukaryota; Metazoa; Chordata; Actinopteri; Toxotidae. The coding region runs from base 21 to 917 and encodes 298 amino acids. The record is from RefSeq and is a predicted model, not a curated record. Gene Ontology annotation, cellular component: mitochondrial inner membrane; nucleus.
GCAGCCGAUUCGUCCGCAGCAUGAGACGGUGGUGUCGGACCGGCGCGACCUUGGUGUUCGGAACGGGCCUCGGAGCCGCAGUCAGCGGCCUGCUGAGGCUCAGAGGCGCGCAGGAGGAGGAUGCCAGAGCCGGUCUGCUCAGCAGAGUCCCGGUGAUCCCGGUACCGAGCGUCCGGGCCUCCGAACUGACGGUGAGUCCAGGUGGGUCGGGAGCUGUAAUGAAGUAUGGCUUCCCCUCACUGGCCAACAUCAAGACCAGAGAGUCCUAUGUCACCUCCUACGACCCCCGCACCCGCACUGCAUCCUGGGUAAUAGAGAGACUGAACCCUGCGUCCCUGAGCGGCCCAUCAAACAGGAAGUACUGUGACUUCAAAGAGGACAACAGCAUACAUGUGUUUCACAGAUCGACCAAUGCUGACUAUAGGGGGAGUGGCUUUGACAGAGGUCACCUGGCGGCUGCAGCCAAUCACAAGUGGAGUCAGAAAGCCAUGGAGGACACCUUCUACCUGAGCAACGUCGCUCCACAGAACCCUCACCUGAACCAGAACACCUGGAACAAUCUGGAGAAACUGUGUCGCUCUCUGACCCAACGUUACCUCAACGUCUACGUCUGCACUGGUCCGCUCUACCUGCCCAGGCAGGAGGCUGAUGGGAAGCUCUACGUUCGUUACCAGGUUAUUGGACAAAACCAAGUUGCCGUGCCGACACACUUCUUCAAGGUGCUCAUCCUGGAGCCGGCGGACGGAAGGGGGGUGGAGCUUCGGCCUUAUGUUUUACCAAAUGAACCAAUAGAUGAGAAGAUUCCUCUGGAGCGUUUCCUGGUUCCCAUAGAAACCAUCGAGAGAGCUUCAGGACUUCUUUUUGUCCCGAACAUCAUGAAGAGGACAAGCAGCCUGCAGGCCAUCACUGGUAAAUGAACUAUGGUUCCCAGAAUCCUCUAGUGCUGGAUGAACAACACGUUAUUCUGCCUGACCUCUGCAACUCGACGUUCAGUUGAUGUCGUCACCGUCGUGAACUGGACGAGUUUCCGUCAGACACAGAAAUAAACCGACGGGUUGAAUCUGCAGCUUCGCUCUGAUGAUGAAACCGAAGCUUCUUUAUUUUGUUUAUGGAAAAUCUGUUUACAUGUAAACAUUCAGAGCUUUUGAUGUUUGAUUGACAGAUAUAAACCGUGAGCAGUGAGCAGA